UGUAUCUUAAAAUAUUAAAGGGGCAUUUCCAUUGUGUAGUGCAUUAAAUGACAGUUGUCGGAAGUGUCGUCCAGUGCAUCUGUUAGUGAAAAAUGGUACUAAAUACGAGAUUAAUUCUAACCUGCUGCGUGCUUCAUUUUAUAAGACAAAUCAAUACCUCGCCCUAUGCAGAGGGGUCAUCGGAGUCAUCUGAGGCGUCAACCGAGGUACACCUCGUGUCGGCGUCGGCGGAGCUGCACGAGGGUUCGGGAGAUGAUCCCUCCGGGAUAGCUGUCACCUCGUCAAUAAAGAACGAGACGAGAGAAGCUCUUAAAUCAGACGGCAGUGAACAAGAUCCAGUGGUGUUUGUAUCUGAGAAGAACAGCUACAUCCCAGUGAGCAUCAAGCCGCGCUCGCCGGCCAGCGAAGUGGCGUGGCGCGAGCCGCCAGCCUGGGAGCGAGAAUACCGUCGACAACGCACCAAUGGAAGCCGAGUGCAGUAUAUCGAGGCGGAAUGUCAGGAUGACUUCAUGAAGAUCAAAGUCGGUUUCAACGGAUCCUUUAACGGACUUGUUUAUUCAGCAGGAUAUUCCUACGACCCGGACUGUAUGUAUAUCAAUGGUUCAGGACGAGAAUACUACGAGUUUUUUAUACAACUCAAUCGUUGCGGCACUCUCGGGAGAAACGGUCAACACGAAGACACUAAGAAACAUCCCACUAAGAACCUGAUGUGGAAUACAAUCACAGUGCAAUACAAUCCAUUGAUAGAGGAGGAUCUGGACGAGCACUUCAAGGUCACCUGCGAGUACGGAUACGAUUUCUGGAAGACUGUCACAUUCCCAUUUCUAGAAGUAGAGGUGGCGACUGGCAAUCCGGUUGUGUUCACGCUGCAGCCUCCGGAGUGCUACAUGGAGAUCCGUGGAGGGUACAGCGCGACCGGCGCGCGCAUUGCCGGCCCUGUACGAGUCGGUGACCCUCUGACCCUACUCAUAUACAUGCGCAGUUCAUACGACGGAUUUGAUAUUGUAGUGAACGAUUGCUUCGCUCAUAACGGCGCUGGCAAACGGAUACAGCUGAUAGACGAAUCAGGAUGUCCAGUUGAAGAGAAGCUAAUUUCUCGUUUCCGUGGCUCAUGGUCUGAGUCUGGUGUAUACGAGACGCAGGUGUACGCCUACAUGAAGACAUUCCGCUUUACCGGCUCACCAGCUCUCUACAUCGAAUGUGACGUCAGAAUGUGCCACGGACGGUGUCCAUCGCAACCGUGCCAUUGGCGUAACAUGAAGAGUGUACGCCGGCGUUCGGUCGCAGGACGAGAAGAGGUUGCGGGGGUUGAAGGGCGAGAGGGGACGGCACCGCGGCUGUCGGAAAAUAUCUCCCUUUUCCAGUCAUUGCGAGUCCUGCAGGAGGACGAGGAAGAUGCUGAAAUGGCUCCCAGCACAGCAUCCACCGAUGGUCAGACCUGCAUCAGAUCGUCAGCGCUGUCCGCGUUGGUGGCGACGUGCGGUGCGCUAGUUGCCGCGCUGUGCGGUGCCCUGCUCGUGCUAGCGCGCGGCCGUCGGCACGCCACGCAUACUGAACCCGCCCACGCGUACGUACCGCACAAGGGACGGAUUAAAUAGAAAUAUGGAUUGUGAUAUUAUGUGAUUUAAUGACUAUUAUUACCGCAAACAUAGUA
Molecule: messenger RNA, 1654 nt
Organism: Papilio xuthus (Asian swallowtail)
Lineage: Eukaryota; Metazoa; Arthropoda; Insecta; Lepidoptera; Papilionidae
Exons: 13
Coding region: 93-1598 (501 amino acids)
Source: RefSeq, a predicted model, not a curated record